CAUGGAAUCUUUACUGAAAGUCUAAGGCAACGAUCCGAAAACCAAGGUUCAUUAUGGCAGUGCUGAGACGUCUUUUGCUUCUUUUCACUAUUUAUUCCAUGAUUAAUGCAGAAGAUGAAAAAUGCCCCAAUGGAUGGACACAUUUUGGAGUCAAAUGCUACAAGUACUUCCCUGAGGCAUUUAACUGGAUCACUGCAGAGAGAUUUUGUCAAACUUAUGAUGCAAAUCUGGCAUCUGUGCAUAAUAAAUUGGACAACGAUCAUCUGCUGAGUCUGGUGCCUUCUUACACAAAUUUUUGGGUUGGCGCUCAGGAUGGUGAAGAAGAAGGACAGUGGAUUUGGAGUGAUGGAAGUCCCUUUAAUUAUACCAGUUGGUGCUCUGGAGAACCUAACAAUUCAGGAGAUACAGAGAACUGCCUGGAGCUGGCCUAUAGCUCUAACCAUUGCUGGAACGAUCUGACAUGUUCGUCACAGGUUACCUUUGUUUGUGCAAAAAAGAUUCAAGAUCACAUGAAGUCAUCCUACUCCAUAGUUACAUGAUUGUACAUACAUUUACAUUUUCUGGUCUUAUCCUUUACAAAAAAUGUUAAUUUAAAAUUAAAGGGAUAGUUCACCCAAAAGUAAAUAUUACUCCAAGAUUUACUCAUCCUCAAGCCAACCACUGUAAAAAUAAAUAAAUAAAUAAAAAUGGCCAAAUUCUGAUAGUAAUAUACUGUUUUCUAUUAAAACAGUAAUGUAGUAUAGAAAACAAUGCAUUCUGGGCCAUAAUUUUCAUGGUAAGAAUAUAUAAGAACUAUUCCUUUAAAAUUGUAUCUUUUAUUCAAUCUUGAAUUCUUUCUCAUAACCUUCUCUAAAACAUUAAUUGAAUCAAUAAAAGUAUUGAUAAAA
Cyprinus carpio (common carp) is the source of this 887-nucleotide messenger RNA. RefSeq names its product ladderlectin-like. Gene Ontology annotation, molecular function: signaling receptor activity. The record is from RefSeq and is a predicted model, not a curated record. NCBI's taxonomy places the organism in Eukaryota, Metazoa, Chordata, Actinopteri, Cypriniformes, Cyprinidae.